AUGGCCGAUAAAAAGAGCGCCAAGCAAGCUACAUUGGGGAGGUUCUUUGGCUCAAAUGCCAACGCGAAUCAAGCCCCCAAGAAGCAAACCACAUUGGCUUUUGGCAACAAAAGAAAUCGUGCAAGCAGCGGCGCUGCUGAGGAUGAUUUGGAGCAAGAUAUAGAGGAACGAAAACCGGAGGAUGGCACCGAUACAGCGCCUACCGAUGCCCCCGCAAAAGGCUUGAAGCGGGAUAAGAGCCCCGAUGCAGAAGAAAGCGAUGAUUCAGAUGUCCAGCCUGUUUCCAAGCGCCGCAGAAAGGCUUCAGCCUCUUCGCCUGUCAAAAGUCGCACGCCGUCCCCCAAAAAGUCCAAAGCUACGAAACCCAAAGUUGAAUCGCCGUCCCCAAGCCCUGCUACCACUGCAUACGAAGAGAAACCCGUCGAUGUGACAAGCCCAGAGCAAGGAACCGAUGAAGUCAACAAGGAAGAAGAGGCUUCAGAAAGCGAGGAGGAAGAAGACCUCAAGCCGGAGCUCAAGAAAAAGUCCAUCGAGAAGUUCCAGGCCAAAUUGAAAGGCAGUGGAAAAGACCCAUACCCAGACUGGAAAGCCGGAGAGCCAGUUCCUUAUGCCGCUUUAUGUACCACCUUCUCCCUGGUUGAGAUGACCAGAAAGCGAUUGGAGAUAACGGACUAUUGCUCCCUAUUCCUUCGACAGGUCCUUCGCCUAACCCCUGCGGAUUUCCUUUCAACCGUCCAACUAAUGAUAAAUAAAUUGGCUGCUGACUAUGCUGGAAUUGAAUUGGGUAUCGGAGAGUCACUAAUCAUGAAAGCUAUUGGCGAAAGUACCGGCCGAAGUCUCGCUAUCAUUAAAGCUGACCAAAAGGAGAUCGGAGACUUGGGACUGGUUGCUGCUAAAAGUCGCGGCAACCAACCCACCAUGUUCAAGCCCAAGCCUUUGACUGUCCGUGGUGUCCACGAAGGCUUACUGGCAAUUGCCCAGGUCCAGGGCCACGGAUCUCAAGAUAAGAAAAUAUCUGGUAUCAAGAAACUAUUGUCUGCAGCCGACGCCGCUACUGCUGGCAAAGGAGUGGAUAUCACCAAGGACAAGGGUGGCGCCAGCGAAGCCAAAUUCAUUAUUCGUUUCCUGGAAGGAAAGCUAAGACUUGGACUUGCAGAAAAGACAGUUCUCGUUGCUGUUGCCCGGGCAGUCCAGGCCCAUGAAGCCGAGGUAAACGGCGAGAAGACCCCUUCACCUGAGAAGAUGGUCGCAGGAGAAAACAUCUUCAAGUCCGUCUACAGUGAGCUUCCCGCUUACGAGGUGAUCAUUCCGGCUAUCCUUGAACAUGGUCUUUUCAAGCUACCUGAAGUUUGCAAACUAUCACCCGGUGUUCCUCUCAAACCCAUGCUUGCGAAGCCUACGAAAUCCAUCACCGAGGUUCUCGACCGAUUUGAAGGCAAAGAAUUCACCUGCGAGUACAAGUAUGAUGGAGAGAGAGCCCAGAUCCAUUUCGUGUCCCCGGACUCCAUUCAUCAAUACCCUGGAGCGAAAAACACACUACAAAAAGACAGCAAAGGAUUGAGUUCAAUCUUUUCCCGCAACUCCGAAGACCUUUCCAAGAAGUAUCCGGAUGUCUUAGCUAAGCUAGACAGUUGGGUCAAAGAUGAUGUGAAGAGCUUUGUGCUUGAUUGUGAAACCGUUGCUUGGGAUACAGUGAACAAAAAGGUUCUUCCAUUCCAGCAACUGAUGACUCGUAAGCGCAAGGAUGUUAAGGCCGAUGAAGUUACGGUCAAAGUCUGCGUGUUUGCAUUCGAUUUGCUCUUCUUCAACGGAGAGCCAUGUGUCAAGAAAUCCCUUCGGGAACGUCGGCGACUCAUGCAUGAAUGCUUCCAGCCAGUGGAGGGAGAGUUCCAGUUCGCACAGUACGGCAACACAAAUGUACUUGACGAGAUCCAGGAAAUGCUUGAGGACAGUGUCAAAGCCUCGUGUGAGGGUCUCAUGGUGAAGAUGCUGGACACAGACGAGAGUGGCUACGAGCCUAGCAAGCGGAGUCGCAACUGGCUCAAGGUCAAGAAAGAUUACCUUGCCGGCGUUGGUGACUCCCUCGAUCUAGUCGUGCUAGGUGCUUACCACGGACGUGGUAAACGCACUUCUGUCUUCGGUGCAUUUCUCCUCGCGGCCUACAACGCCAACAAGGAUACUUACGAAACCAUUUGCAACAUUGGCACGGGAUUCUCUGAGGUACUGCUUGAAGAGCUUCACACGACCCUGAGUCCAAUGGUGAUCGACCGCCCAAAACCAUUCUACACCCACUCGACUGUACCCAAGGAUCAGCCAGAUGUCUGGUUUGAGCCGCGACUAGUUUGGGAAGUUAAGACCGCUGAUUUGACUCUGAGUCCCCGCUAUCAAGCCGCUGCCGACGAGUUCGAAGGUACAACUGGUGGUGGUAAAGGUGUUUCUCUGCGUUUCCCGCGGUAUAUCAAAUCCCGCGAUGACAAGAAACCGGACGAAGCCACCACUACCCGUGCUGUGGCGGAGAUGUACCGCAAGCAGGAAGCGGUCACUAAGGAGAGCACCAGCAAGGGCGGGGUGGAUGAUGACUUUGAGUAUUGA
This is a messenger RNA of Penicillium nucicola, 2592 nucleotides long. Its product is annotated as DNA ligase (ATP) CDC9. The transcript is spliced from 4 exons. Gene Ontology annotation, biological process: DNA recombination; Okazaki fragment processing involved in mitotic DNA replication; DNA biosynthetic process. Bases 1 to 2592 code for a protein of 863 amino acids. Gene Ontology annotation, molecular function: DNA ligase (ATP) activity; ATP binding; DNA binding. Lineage: Eukaryota; Fungi; Ascomycota; Eurotiomycetes; Eurotiales; Aspergillaceae. Gene Ontology annotation, cellular component: mitochondrion; nucleus. The record is from RefSeq and is a predicted model, not a curated record.